AUGGCAAUUCCUGCGAGCAUUAGCUCAGUGUCACCGGCUUAUUGCGAUGCGUUGCGGUCCAUGCAGCCGAUCAGACACCGUGUCUCCCUCAGUCACAUCUCGGUAGCUCCAUCUAGACUGUAUCUGGCUCGCGCACGACCCCUACAGCAGCACGACACGCCGAUCCAAUUUCGACGAACGAUGCUAGCAAGAGCCAUGUCGACAGCCGUGCAAGAGCUAGCAAGCGAGCCGCCAGUGCGCAGAGGAAUGAUUCAGCUUGACAAGAGUCUAUUCAGCAAAUCACUCGAGAUUUGGAGCAUCGUCGUACCCGCCAAAGACGUCGUUGCCAUACGAUCUCUUAUUGGCUCUCACUCUCUCCAGCUCGCAAAAAUCUCGAACGUUCUCAAAGACGAGCGGAUUGACCCAUCAGACCGCAUGCUGCUCACCAACGCGCCGAGCCAAGAUCCACCGCCAGAGCGUAUACAGCAUGUAGUGCAAGAACAUGGGCUACGACUCCUGUCAUAUCUGCUCACUCUCGACUAUGACUAUUGGACGGCAGAUCAGAUAUUGAGAGCGAUCCUGCCGGAAACGGUGGUCGAAGAGUCGCCCUCUGGCUUUGCACAAACGGGCCACAUCGCUCAUAUGAACUUGCGCGACGAGUAUCUACCUUACAAGCAUCUUAUCGGCGAGGUCAUCCUGUCUAAAUCGCAUCGACUUGAGACCGUCGUGAAUAAGCUCGAUACGAUCGAUAACGAGUUCCGCGUUUUCAAAAUGGAAGUCAUCGCAGGCAAACCAGACUUUAACGUCACCAUCUCAGAAGAGGGCUGCUCGUUCGGCUUUGACUUUUCGAAGGUCUAUUGGAACUCGCGACUGCAAGCAGAGCACAGGCGCCUAGUCGCUUCCUUUGCGCCUCUGUCCGUCAUCGUCGAUGCUUUCGCAGGCGUGGGUCCGUUUGCGAUACCGGCCGCGAAGAAGUCUUGCGCGGUCAUGGCGAGCGACCUCAAUCCCGACAGUGCUCGGUACUUGCGAGAGAAUGCAGAGUCGAACAAAGUGACCGAACGAAUGCGCAUCGAUUGCAAAGAUGGUCGUGAGUAUAUCAAGCAUGCAGCAUUAGACAUUUGGCAGCAUCCCUUUGGGCCACCGCCGACAAAGCCCGCAAAGCGUCGCACAGCAGAGAGAGCCCCUGCAGCGCCGAUAUCACCCUUUAGACCUCGAAGGAUCGUAGACCACUUCGUCAUGAAUCUGCCGGCCAGCGCGCUAGAGUUCCUCGACGCCUACAGGGGGCUGUACGCAUCGAUCAAAGAAGAUACAGAGUAUCAGACGGCACUCAUUCAGCAAGGACGACCGCUUGUGCAUUGCUAUUGCUUUACAAAGCUCGAAGACGCAGCAGCAGCAGAGCAAGACAUCUGCGAGAGGGCAUCGCUUUCGCUCGCUUACCCCGUCACGCCCCAGAUGGACGACUACAGGCUUGUUCUGGUUCGGGCGGUGGCACCUCACAAGGACAUGUACUGCUUGACGUUUCGAAUACCGGCAGAAGUAUUGCAUGCUCAAUGA
This is a messenger RNA of Mixia osmundae IAM 14324, 1533 nucleotides long. RefSeq lists its product as uncharacterized. Gene Ontology annotation, cellular component: cytoplasm; mitochondrial matrix. NCBI's taxonomy places the organism in Eukaryota, Fungi, Basidiomycota, Mixiomycetes, Mixiales, Mixiaceae. Gene Ontology annotation, biological process: mitochondrial tRNA methylation; tRNA N1-guanine methylation. The transcript is spliced from 8 exons. The coding region runs from base 1 to 1533 and encodes 510 amino acids. The record is from RefSeq and is a predicted model, not a curated record.